Molecule: messenger RNA, 1983 nt
Organism: Coffea eugenioides
Lineage: Eukaryota; Viridiplantae; Streptophyta; Magnoliopsida; Gentianales; Rubiaceae
Product: laccase-11-like
Exons: 6
Coding region: 50-1750 (566 amino acids)
Biological process (GO): lignin catabolic process
Cellular component (GO): apoplast
Molecular function (GO): copper ion binding; hydroquinone:oxygen oxidoreductase activity
Source: RefSeq, a predicted model, not a curated record
UCCCUGCAAAAGUUGAAAAGAUUUUGGCUGGGUGGCUGGGAAGGGAAAUAUGGGGAGACGUCACUGCAGUUUUUACUUGAAUUGUGCAUUUUUAUUCAUGUGUUCCAUUGGGUGGAUUUCUCUUCCUCCUGUCAAUGCCGCUCUGAAGCAGUACCAGUUUGAUAUUCAAGUAAAGAAUGUUAGUAGGUUGUGCCACGCGAAGCCUAUUGUGACAGUGAACGGAAUGUUUCCUGGACCAACUAUAUAUGCCAGAGAAGGAGAUAGAGUUCAAAUUAAUGUUACAAACUACGCGCAGUACAAUAUGUCCAUCCAUUGGCAUGGUUUAAAGCAAUACCGCAAUGGAUGGGUAGAUGGACCAGCUUAUGUAACACAAUGUCCACUCCAGACGGGGCAAAGUUACACGUACGAUUUCAAUGUGACAGGGCAGAGAGGUACGCUAUGGUGGCAUGCACACAUUUUCUGGCUGAGAGCCACAGUUUAUGGGGCUAUUGUCAUAAUGCCUGAACAAGGGAUGGCAUAUCCUUUCCCUCAGCCCGAUUUCGAAUUCAAUUUAGUCUUAGGAGAAUGGUGGAAUGAUGAUGUUGAAGAGGUGGUUAAACAAGGUAACAAGCUGGGACUACCUCCAAGGAUGUCGGAUGCACACACCAUAAAUGGCAAACCAGGGCCACUUUUCCCGUGUUCUGAAAAACACACAUACGCCGUGGAAGUUGAACAGGGGAAAAAAUAUCUCUUCAGAAUCAUCAAUGCUGCACUCAACGAUGAGCUUUUCUUUGCAAUUGCUGGACAUAACAUGACUGUGGUAGAAGUCGAUGCAGUCUAUACAAAACCUUUUUCAACUGAUGCAAUUCUGAUAGCGCCUGGCCAGACAACCAAUGUUCUUGUUCAUGCCAAUAAAAUCUCGAGUAGAUAUUUCAUGGCUGCAAGGCCUUUCAUGGAUGCACCGCUUCCCAUUGAUAACAAAACUGCUACUGCUAUUCUGCAGUAUAAAGGAGUCCCAAAUAACGUAUUGCCUAGCCUUCCUAAUUUACCAGCUCCUAAUGACACUUCCUUUGCACUGAGCUACAACGCUAAGCUUAGAAGUCUAAAUUCACCACAAUUCCCAGCAAAUGUGCCCCUUAAAGUUGAUAGGCAUCUGUUUUACACUAUAGGUUUGGGAAUGAAUCCAUGUCCUACCUGCCAAAAUGGGACGCGACUCACUGCUUCCUUGAACAAUAUCACUUUUAUAAUGCCUCAAAUUGGUCUGCUCCAGGCACAUUAUUUUAACCUUACAGGGGUCUUUACAACAGAUUUUCCAGAUCGUCCGCCAACUCCAUUCAACUACACUGGUGCACCACUUACAGCCAACCUAAGAACUGUGCGAAGCACCAGGCCACGUCUUAGUAGGAUUGCAUUUAAUUCAACGGUCGAGUUGGUGCUACAAGAUACCAAUCUUCUCAGUGUGGAGUCUCAUCCAUUCCAUCUCCAUGGUUACAACUUCUUUGUCGUGGGUACUGGAAUUGGGAACUUUGAUCCUAAGAAAGACCCAGCAAAAUACAAUUUGGUUGAUCCUCCAGAAAGAAACACAAUUGGAGUUCCUACAGGUGGUUGGACUGCUAUAAGGUUUAGGGCUGAUAAUCCAGGGGUUUGGUUCAUACACUGUCACCUAGAGCUCCAUACAAGCUGGGGACUCAAGACAGCUUUUGUGGUAGAAAAUGGUCCAGGCCCAGAUCAAACUAUAUUACCUCCACCCAAAGAUCUUCCCUCUUGUUAGAUGAUCCUGAUUGAUUUGAUUAUUUUUCAAAAUGGGGGAAAGUUAAUUAAUUGACAGUUGAUUGUGAACCUUCCUGCAAAAUGCAGGAAGAAAGGGUGUUAUAUUAUGAGAAGUUCAAAGAAAUUGUUUUGUAUCCCUUCAUUCUUUGAAAUGUAAGCUCAGACCAAUUCUGAGGAAUAAAAUUCCAGAUCUGCAUUCUGAUAUAACGCAUAACAGCAGAUCCUGUUUGCUCA